Messenger RNA from Penicillium paradoxum, 1110 nucleotides. Its product is annotated as Fructosamine/Ketosamine-3-kinase. Bases 1 to 1110 code for a protein of 369 amino acids. Lineage: Eukaryota; Fungi; Ascomycota; Eurotiomycetes; Eurotiales; Aspergillaceae. The record is from RefSeq and is a predicted model, not a curated record. The transcript is spliced from 4 exons.
AUGGCAACGCAAACCGAGGUUUUGGUUCCUCUCUGGACUCCCCCAACAUUCUCGGCGGGUAAAGUGCCUCUGGUCACGCCAGCUCGAAGCGGAGGCCGGGAUAUCGAGGGCGACUUUCCGCUGGACCAAAUAUUUAAGCUAACCAUUGGGUUCUACUUUCGUUUAGAUCUCCCUCCAGGCACCGAAGUACUCUCCUGUGAGAGGUAUGGAGCGUCGGCCUGGACAGUCACUGCCAAAAUUACAGUUACUCUGGCAGAUGGAGAGCCCAAGCUGUACUUUCUAAAGUGUGCCGAAGAGGCCCAAGGAAAAGCUAUGUUAGAAGGAGAGUUCAAUUCUAUGGUUGAACUAUACAGAACCUGUCCCGACACUGUCCCAAAACCUUACGCAUGGGGGAGACUUGAUAUAUCGAACCCUGACACAUAUUACUUCUUGUGUGACUUCAUCGAGAUGAGUGAUAUAAGCCCUGAUCCUAUCCACCUCGCCACCAAACUCGUGCAAUUACACCAGGCGAGCAAAUCCCCCACUGGUAUGUUUGGCUUCCACAUCGAUACGUGCCAAGGUAAUCUUCCUCAGCGUACGGCGUGGAACCCAAGCUGGGUAGACUUUUACAUCCAGCUGGUCAGGGGCGCGAUGGCCCUCAAUAAGGAAAGAAAUGGCAACUGGAAGAACCUCGAGCAACUUGUCGAUCGACUCAUUACGCAUGUAGUCCCUCAAGUGCUUGGGCCAUUAGAAGCUGAUGGCCAGGUUGUGAAACCAACUUUGAUCCAUGGGGAUCUUUGGGAUGGGAAUGUUGGAACCAGCCUUGAGAACGGGGAGCUUUACUUCUUUGAUGCGAGCGUAUACUAUGCGCAUAAUGAGAUGGAAAUCGCCAUGUGGCGUGCACGGUUCUGCAAAACUUUGAGUGCCAAAGUCUACCUCAACUCGUACCUCAACCAGAUGGGCAUCAGUGAGCCCGUCGAGCAAUUUGACGACCGCAACCGCAUCUACAGUUGCUAUAUGACUCUGCAUGAAUCAGCUUGUCAUAAUGGCUCGAGUUUCAGGGAAGAGUGCUACGAGAAUCUGAAUUAUCUUGUCAACAAAUAUGCCCCAUUGCCCGAGGAAACUAUCUAA